AACCCCUCGCCAUGAAGCCCUUCGUAUCUGCUGCCAUCCUGGCUGCCUGCGUGGCCUUGCUCGGCCACUCCGUGACUGCCUCCUUCCUGCCCAGCAAGCUGAACCCGGUGCAGGCUGUGGUCGCCGUGCCCAAGGGGGUCGGGAACCUGGCCAGUCCCGCCGCCAUGACCAAGGUGGUCGGGAAUCUGGCCAGUCCCCUCCUGCACAGGCUCAACUCCCUGCGCUUCCUGCUCAGCCUCGCGGGCAUCCCCGUGGAGCACUUGGUGGAAGGCACCCAGAAGUGUGUGGCCGAGCUGGGUCCCGAGGCCAUAGAGUCCGUGAUGGCUUUGAAGAAGCUGCUGGGGGUCCUGACAUUCAUAGGUUGAGCUGUGUUGACCAGGGGACCGAGAUGUCACUUCUCUGGAGGGGGAGCCACAACCCCCGCCCCCAUCUUCCCGUCUUUCAAUAAACAUG
Molecule: messenger RNA, 453 nt
Organism: Sorex fumeus (smoky shrew)
Lineage: Eukaryota; Metazoa; Chordata; Mammalia; Eulipotyphla; Soricidae
Gene: SCGB3A1
Product: secretoglobin family 3A member 1
Exons: 3
Coding region: 12-365 (117 amino acids)
Biological process (GO): positive regulation of myoblast fusion
Source: RefSeq, a predicted model, not a curated record